CGUUUGUUGGAUACAACAGUUGGGUUUCCACCUCGACCGGGAAAAGUCGGGCAAAUUUAAAGCGCUCCUCUGUAAUUCACAUUUUUAAAAAACACUGAGUCCAACAAACCGUUGUUUAUUGGCAGUUCUCAGGUUUUUACGAAAAAGGUGAACAUUGAAUUUAGAAUGCGAAAACAAGUGCGGGCAAAAAGAUAUUGAUACAAAUUGAAUAAGUGCUAAAAAUCAUUUCAGAAACAUAAGUUGGAAACUGUGAAAAAAACAUGACGAAAUGUUGUUGUUGAAAACGAGAAAUAAAUACAAGUGAUUCAAAGAAUAGAAAAUAAACGAAACAACGAAAAUAAAAGAGAAAUUACACAUCUGAUCUAUACGAAAAGAAAAGUUCUGUGCAGCAAAAUACGAAAGCGAAAUUCCAUUUGGUGUCUAUGGAAUCUCAGAUGGUGUUGUGAAAUCAAAAAAUAAAGAAACCCCAAAGCUACAGAUACUCUCUUCACGAGCAGCAGCUGCAAACGCAUCUAAGAAGCGUGGAAUCGGCGGGACAUUUUGCAUGAAACUUGCAGCAAAACAAGAAUCACCCUGCAUGGCUAUACGACAAUGUCCAAUGCUCGCGAGCUGGCAUUGAUCGAGAAAUGGGCUGACAUUGCAACGCCGGCGACGCCGAAUCGGCCAACACUAUCGCCAACAUCGCCGCCAGCACUCCACCGAUCCAUCGUGAAGUUCUGCUGCUGUCCGCAGCGGAGGCGCUACGAUCUGAAGCAGGCCAAGAGCCACGGGGGCAGCAACAAGUCGAAUGUGAACACGCUGCAUGCCAGAAAUAUAUUCGUCGAUAGCGAUUUCAGCUAUAUUGAUGAUGUGCCGCGGCGACGCCGAGAUUGCCACAGCGAUUACGACGAUUGCAACUACGACUACGACUGUGGCGGCGAUAAAGCAGAUGAUGAGGCCAAUGAUAUCGCUGCCGCUCCAAGAGACGACGGAAAUGUGGCGCUGAUAUUAAUGAAUCAACGAAAUCUUUCCGAACAAUGGCGGCAGGACAACAAAGGCAGCAGCAGCAGCAGCAGCAGCAACAAAGCAGCAACUAAAACUUGCGCUGUCACAAAGAGCCCGCCAAGUGGCAAUGAGCAAGAGCAACACCAGCAGCAACAGCAGCAACAACAGCGACAACCAACCCAAAGACUAAGCAAUAGCUUGCAACAGCAGCAGCAACAAUUGCAACAGCAGCAGCAACAGCAACAUAGCAAUAAGGAAAAUACACUAAGCUACGACAACAACAACAAGCCGCACUGUAAUUAUUGUAAAUUACCCGACACCGCCGAUCCCCAAACGAACAGCAACAGCAACUCGAAAAUUGAUUCACCGAAGUCGUCGCAGAAUAAAAUGACAAUUACGACAGCGACAGACACAGAAACAGCAACUGCAACAGGCGAGUGUGGGCUGCCGGCAGCAGCAGCAGCAACAGCCGCAGCAGCAACAUCCGAAGAGUUUGUGGGUGCUGCCACAGAAGUGCUGUGCAGCGAUAAAGCCACAUUGACAGCGGCCACACCAGCAACGGCAACUGCGGCAACUGCGGCAACUGCAACACCUAAGCCCCGCGUUGCAGCGCGUCCGACCACGCCCAGCCGCCUUAAGACUGUGAUCAAGACGACAAUGGUGAAGCGAAGUCCUAGCCAUGACUCAACGGCAACAGCAGCACAUGUGUUGCUGCCACACAGCUGCAGCAGCAGCAGCGGCAGCAACAGCGGAGCCCAUGACGAGCCCAGACGUUCGGUUAGGGAGCGCAUCGCCGCCUUUGCGGCAGGAAGUGAGCAACAGCAGGCAGCGCGGCAACAUGACAAAGUCAAGAAGUUAGCUAAAGUGCAGUGCAAUAGCAAUACAAAUCAAAACAACAUGACAGGGGAAGAUGUGAAAAGUGCAAUUAGCAGCAGCAACAGCAGCAGCAACCCACAGCAGCAGCAGCAACAUCAAACGCUUAUCAACGGCCAGGCGGCGACUGUGCCGCCAGCAACAGCAGCAGCAACAGCAGCAGCAGCAACAGGAGGAGUUGCAGCAGCAACAUCUGGCCGCACGUCAGCAAUCGCCGCUGACACGACGCGCUACAAAUCGGGAUUAAGUGAUGUGGCGGCCAACGGAGACGUUGAUGGUCGGCCGACUUCAUCUGCCACCACAUCUGUUGUGGCAACUGCCGCUCCGAGCGUUUUUAGCACCGGUUGUGCAACCAUGCCGCGAACUCGCCAAUACGGAAGCAAUGUUGCCGCUGCACUUGCAACAGGAGCAACAUCGGCCACAUCGGCAACGGGUGCAACAUCGCCAGGCAGCCACACCAUGACAGCUGAUAAGAAAUUCUUAAGCCAGGCGGCGCCCGUUCAGGGGCAUCAUCAUCAUAAGCUGCAAUUUGCCGAUAAGGCCGACUCCGAAUUGGCCGCACUGGACAACCUGGACCUGGCUCACAGCCUGGAUUUAUUGGACGUCGAUGGCGAGGAUCCGUACGGAGCUUUGCAGGAGUAUCUGGAGCGUGUCAAGCGGGAAAUCAACGAGGUCUUCGAGCUGCGCAAGGUCCAGCGCUUGGAGCAGCAGCUCCGUGAGCAGCUGGAGGAGCGGCUAUCGCAGGCAGGAGUCCAGCAGCUUGAUGAAUUGUCUCGUUCCACGGAAUCAGAUAGCGGCUUUGACAGCAGCAGCACCACAGCCACCACAGCCACAUCGGGCACACCAGCAGCAGCAGCAGCAGGAGCAGUCACAUCAGGAAAGCCAGUGACAACUAAACUAAGGGCACUGCCCCCGCCGCCCCUCAGUCCCAGCAAGACCACGACGAACUCCAUGCCCACUCCACCUGUCCAGGCGGACGAUGUUAACAUUUGGGCCUGCAAGUUCCUACGUGAUCUGGACAGUCUGAUGGCCGCCGGCGAUAAGCUUCCCCCGCAUCUGGCGGCCCUGGCCGCAGGAUCCGGUUCCGGUUCUGCCAGCAGCUCGCCCACCUCCAGGACGGCGCCCAUCCUCCUGUCCGCAGCUGCCUCGGCGGCCAUCCAGAGUCGCCUUGGCAAGGGCUCAUCCUCCAUCUUGGAGCAUCAACUGCAGCAGCAGCAGCAGCAGAACGGACUCGUCUUGAAACCAGAGAAGCACGCCACCAUUCCAUUGCAAUCGUUUUACCUUGAUUGCGGACGCAACGAGCCAUCGCCGGCAACCAAAUCGAAUGUUGCCUAUAUGCGCACCCUGUCGGCGCCGAAUGGAGGAUUCGCCAGCGGCGGAGGAGGAGCAGGAGCAGCCGGCGGAUCUGGAGGCGCAGCACUCCCCCCGCAGAGUCAGCGCAAGAGUCUGGCCUGCCCCCCACUUAAUGGCCAAGCGGACACAAUAACGCCGACACCGGCAACUCAUAAGCUGACAAAUUUCCAAAGCGCAUUGAAAAUCGAGGAGCUGGCGGCGGCCAAGGGAACGGCGAUGGCAACAGGUGAAUCGCAACUGGCGACCACCAUCGAGGACUUGAAAUCUAGGCGACAGCGACAACUGAGCGGCGGCGACAUGGACACAAUGCUGGCCUCCCAGCCGAUGUCGAUGCCAAAACGGGUGGGCAUUAAUCAUGCGGCGCUGACGAGCAGAAAUGCCAUAACCCCGCCGCCGGCGUCCGCCUCAUCCGCAACCCAAUCAGCCGCCUCCGUUCACUCGGCCAAAGGCUCCUCCGCCGGCAGCACCGCGCCCGGCUACCUGGUGGAUGUGACCAAAAAAGGAUCCACGUCGACCAUUUGGACCUCGGAGGAGUCCAUUCUGCGCAGCGUUGGCGCCGUCGAUGAAGACAAUAACUCCACUUCGUCUUCCUCGGCCUGCGAAGAGGCGACGGGUGUCCUGAGCUCCGGCAAAUCGGGCAUUUCGCUGGACUCCUCUGGACUGGACAACGACAAUAACGAGAGUGGCAUUGGCACAGCCACGCCGCCAAAGGACAUGUCCCACUACUGGAAGAGCCACCACCAUCAUCAUCAUCACAGGAAGUGCGCCGGAAGUGCCCAGGACAACGAGUCGGUCAGCAUUUUUGAGGCGCUGCGCAAGAUGAAGCUGCAGAAGAGCGGUUCGGUGGCCUCCUCGGACGAUCCUGACGUCCUCGAGGUCCUCAGCCAAUGUGGCAGCGGUGGCGAGACCAAUGAAUCGCAGGAUGACAUGUUGGACGAGGAAAAGGACAAGAUGAGCAAGUCGCAAGAAUAUGACGAGAUGUGGGACUGCGACUGCACGGAUGGCGAUGCCAGCAGUGCCAGUGGUGGCGGAGGUGUCGCCGCCACCCCAGUGGUGCUGCGGCGCAAGUACACUGCACCACCGCCCAUUCUCGUGCCCAGAACCCAGAGGAGUCACUCCCUGGACCACUACCACUCACCGCAACCGCUCGUGCAUCCGCGCAAAGUCCUGCCCAUCCACCACCAUGCCAUCAAGAACAAGGAACGUGGACAACUGUCGCUGGUCCUGAGACAGGAACCAUUCCAGUCGCUUCUGAGUCCUUCGGCCACUGCAGCCAAUCAGUUGCACCACUUUGUGGAGCUGCCUUCGCCCAGCAGUGCCUCGCUGCACAGCGGAUUGGGGGAUUCCGGUGGCAUCCAGGAGCUGUGCACCAAGUCCAACUCGGCGCCGAUGCUGCUCAAGGAGCGCGAAAUGAGUCGGCGAUUCGACAAUUUUGAGGCCCAGCAAUUGACGCUGCGCUAUUCUCGUUCGCAGAGUGAUCGCUAUUUAGCAGAAAUCGAAGCCGUGGAGGCUUGCAAAUGGCUGCGAGCUGCAGGUUUUCCGCAAUAUGCGCAGAUGUACGAAGAUCAUCAGUUCCCGAUCGAUCUGAACAAUGUAGCCAAAGAUCACACCAAUCUCGAGAACGAUCAGCUGCAGUCCCUCUACCGCCGGCUCUGCGUCCUCAAUCGUUGUGCCACCAUGCGGCUGGACCAGUCGCACAAGCCGCAGACACCACAGCAAAAGGAGGAAUCGGACGACGAGAACUUCGCUUUGAGCGAGCACUGGACAUUCCAACCGCACAUUCGCCGCUGGUCGCGGAUCGGGGAGAUGGGCCUGGAGCUGCCGCCUCCGGGACUUUUGAGCCUGAACGUGGAGAAGACGGAGAGCUCGUCGAAGGAGUCGAGUCCGGAUCGCUUCGAAGAAGAUGGUGCUGGCAUCACACUGGUGAUACCGGGCUGCAGCAAGGCAGGUGGAAUCGCCAACGACGGAUCUUCGUUGGGCGAGGGAUCAGAUAGCGGUCGCUUGAGGAGAAGUGGCAGCGAAAGGAUCAAGGAUCAGGCCAAGGCCUUGCUGAGACGGGUGGAGUCCAUCAAGUCGCGCCGUCGUAAGCGUCAGAACCGCGAAAACGUCGUCAUCAGUGGACCUACAGUACUGGACCUUUCGCAGUUCAGCCAGAGGAGCAGCUUGCGCAAGCCGGAUGCCGUCUAUUCCACCCCGCCCUCGCCGUCGGCCCUGAGCCCCAUGCACACAUUCCCCAAGGCGCCGUUCUUCGGCAACGACCUCAAAGUGCCCAGUCACAGUGACAAUUUCCUGAGUCCCAAUCGCUCCAGUCCCAAGAGGACGCCGACUACUCCGCGCUCGAUGCGCACCAGUCCGCUGCACUUCUUCUCCAGUCCCAUGUCGCAACUGAAGGAGGGCAAGUCCGAUGACUCCUCGUCGUACUACAGCGACAGCCAGGAAUCGUCCACGGGGGGCAAACUAUCCCUGCGAAAGCCCUCGAAGGCUCGAAGAUUCCUGCAGCGCACGGGAAAGGUCGAUGAUAUAGGCGCCCAUUCCGAUUCGGAGUGUCAUCAGGGACGCAAGCUCCUCAUAAAGGAUGCCAACUCCAAUACCACAGAGGUGAAGGUGAAGAAACUGACUCGCGGAGGAUCACUGAAUUUGGGCAAGGACCCCAAGAAACGCGACGGCUUCCGGUCGUCAUCCUUCCGGUCACGCAGCACCUCACGCAAGGAGGCCAAGAACGAUGAGGAUCCUGCUGGCGGAGCCUCAAAUGGUGGAUCCAAGCGACAGCCCGUGGUUCGUUGGCACAGUUUCCAGAUGGAGGAGCGCCCCAAUAUGAUAUUCCGCAAGUGCUUCUCCAAGAAAAUCGAGCCCCUGCAGGAAGAUGCCGGCGGAAUGCCAUUUGCCGCCAUGUCGGCGGGUCAGCUGCAAAUAAUCCGUAAGCUGGCACUGGUCACUCUGACCGGACACAUGGAGCGGUACUGUCCAUCCCAUCGCUCGGGCUGGAACUGGGAACUGCCCAAGUUCAUCAAGAAGAUAAAGAUGCCGGACUACAAGGACAAGAAAGUAUUUGGAGUGCCGCUGCUAAUGAUCCUCCAGCGCAGUGGACAGACCCUUCCCAUGGCCGUGCGAGCCGCCUUCCGCUGGCUCCAGUUGAACGCCCUCGACCAGGUGGGAAUUUUCCGGAAGAGCGGUGGAAAGUCGCGCAUCAUAAAGCUGCGCGAGCAAAUUGAAGUCACCGAUUCCACUGCCGAGUGCAUGGAUGUCUUUGAUCUGCAACAGGCCUACGAUGUGGCCGACAUGCUGAAACAGUAUUUCCGCGAGUUGCCCGAAUCUCUGCUGACCACCAAGAUGUCCGAGACCUUCGUGGCCAUCUUUCAACAUCUGCCGGCUGAAGUGCGACUGGACGCAGUGCAAUGUGCCGUGCUGCUGCUGCCCGAUGAGAACCGGGAAAUCCUGUACGUACUGCUCGAGUUCCUGACCAUUGUGGCGGCCAACUCGCAGCAGAACCAGAUGACCAGCAACAAUCUGGGCGUGUGCCUGGCCCAAUCCAUUUUCCACUCCUCCAUUUCGACGGGCUCCGCCUCCGUAUCCGCCUCGCCGCGUCGCAAGGGCAAGGGAUCCGGAAUGCCGGACAUGAAGGAGCUGGCGGAGGCGAAGGCCUCCCACGAGUGCCUCUCCUUCAUGAUCGAGCACUACAAGCAGAUCUACACGGCGGCCAAGGAGAAGCUGAGCAAGUGCAACUUCAGCUACAUGGAGGAGUCGAAGCCACUUCCUUUGGAGGCUCUGGGCGAGGGAAUGCAGUUCCACAACUGGCGGGGAUACCUGUACGAGUGCACCAGUGCCACCAUCAAGGAGGGUCGCGAAAAAACCCGCGGCUGGUUUAGCAUCAAUUCCCUGAACGACAGCAGUGUGGACAUUGCCUACAAAAAGGUGGGCGAUGGUCAUCCGCUGCGACUGUGGCGCUGCUCCACGGAGAUCGAGGGGCCACCCAAGGAGGUCCUCGAGUUUGUGAUCAAGCAGCGAGCCUCCUGGGACACGAAUUUGCUGCAAUGUCAGACGGUCAAGAAGCUGGACGACCGCACUGAGAUCUACCAGUAUGCUCUGGACGGCCAGCUGACCACGGACUUUUGUGUGCUGCGCUCCUGGCAAACAGACUUGCCGCGCGGUGCCUGCGUCAUAGUGGAGACCUCGAUCGACCACGCCAAGGCGAAGCCGCUCUUCGGGGCGGUAAGGGGCGUGGUCCUUGCCUCACGAUAUCUCAUAGAGCCCUGUGGCAGCGGCAGAUCGAGGGUGAUGCACCUGGCUAGAGUGGACGUCAAGGGCAAGACGCCGGAGUGGUACAACAAGAACUACGGACACAUAUGCUCGCACUAUCUGUCGCGCAUUCGGCUGGCCUUCAAGCACGUGGCCGAUGGACCCGAAAGCAAGGUCUAAAGGAGAUAUAAAUGGAAAGGAUAUAACCAUCCUGGCGUUGUCUGUCGCAAAACUGACGCAUUUAUACGUAAUUAUAUGAUAGCUGGAGGAUGAAGUUGAAGUCCCCACUGCGAGCAGCCCAACGAUUACGCGGAAAAAUCCAAUCAAACCCACGGACCACAAACAUGAGCUUGCGUUUCAUCCUGCAAAAUGGGAUGAAGCGGGAUCAGAGAGAAUAUAUUCUUGUAAAUACACUUAGUAGGUUUCUCCAUUUAGUUUUCGAUUAGACGUAACUGCUUAGUUUACUGUAUUAUAUUUAUACGUGGUCCUAACUUAUGCGCAUACGUUUACUGUACGACAAUAGCAAUCUAACAUCCAAAAUACUCAACACACGCAAAUAUCACAAAGUAUAUAUUUAACGAUUUCUCUUGCUAAAGUUUACGUCUACGUUUACGGCACUCCAAAUCUUUAAUGUUAAUUAGUUUGUAGUCUUGGCAAUAUGUUACAGCGUAUAUUCGGGAACACAGAAAACAGCAAAAGCAACCUUAAAAUGUGUAAAGCAAAUUCAACUAGUCAAAUUUUAUAAAUUUAAGCUAAAGUACUAACCUUAAAUACACUCAUCGACAACCACUUUGUCACCCAAUAGUUUUGUCAGCAGAUAUCGAUUGAUUUGGCUUCAGAUGUUGAUUGAUUGACGCCGCAUUACCUGAACACUGAGAUGUACGAUUGUUUCCACUAUGCGGUGUGAAAUCAGAAUGAUUACCACUAUCAUUAGUUUAUGGAUGUGCCCUAAGAUCCCCGAUCAAUAUAUAUAUACUAUACUAUAUAAUAUAGUUUUAUAUGUGUCUAUAAAUACGUUACCACAUAAAUCUAUAAUCGAGUGUACGAGUUACCAAUGAAUGCCGGUGAUGACGAGGAAAUGCUGAUCAGAAACACGGAAACAAACUACCAAUGUGAAGUGUAUAGAAGGGAGCAGUAACUCAAAUAUUCGAUGCAUAAAGGAAAUCGCAAUAAAAGUGCAUAUUAUGGAAAUGCGAAACAUAUAAACCAA
Drosophila erecta is the source of this 8656-nucleotide messenger RNA. RefSeq names its product stAR-related lipid transfer protein 13 (gene cv-c). NCBI's taxonomy places the organism in Eukaryota, Metazoa, Arthropoda, Insecta, Diptera, Drosophilidae. The record is from RefSeq and is a predicted model, not a curated record. The transcript has 16 exons. Gene Ontology annotation, molecular function: lipid binding; GTPase activator activity. Gene Ontology annotation, biological process: signal transduction; actin cytoskeleton organization; regulation of Rho protein signal transduction. The coding region runs from base 592 to 7626 and encodes 2344 amino acids.